AUGGACCUUGAGAUCACGAGGAAGAGGGCGAUAUAUAGCCAACAUAAGAUCAAGUGGGGAGCCUUGACGGAAGCUAAAGCGCAGGAGUUUGGGGUCAAGCUGGUGACUAUGGGGGCUUGGAGGAGUAGUGGGAACACAAGCGCUAUGUGGACCACGACUGCGCAAUGCAUUAGGAAAGUCGUGAGAGAGAAAGAGGCAAAGCUAGCAGUUACGGCGGCCAAGACUGCAGCUUUUAGUCGUUUAUAUGAGGGACUCGAGGGCCGAGAUGGGUAUAAGAGGUUGUUCAGGUUAGCCAAGGUGCGAGAAAGGAAGGCGCGUGACUUGAACCAAGUGAAGUGCAUCAAGAACGAAGAAGGUAGAGUUUUGUUAGAUGAGGUGCUUAUCCGUCGGAGAUGGCAGACCUACUUCCAUAGUCUCUUGAACGAAGAGGGGGACAAGAGCAUUGUACUGGGUGAUUUGGAACUCUGCGAGAGUCGUUGUGACUUUGAGUAUUGUAGGCAGAUUAAAGUUGAUGAAGUUGAGGGGGCUAUGCGAAAGAUGAGCAGGGGAAAAUAG
Molecule: messenger RNA, 555 nt
Organism: Nicotiana tabacum (common tobacco)
Lineage: Eukaryota; Viridiplantae; Streptophyta; Magnoliopsida; Solanales; Solanaceae
Source: RefSeq, a predicted model, not a curated record